Messenger RNA from Ipomoea nil (Japanese morning glory), 549 nucleotides. RefSeq lists its product as uncharacterized. The record is from RefSeq and is a predicted model, not a curated record. Bases 1 to 549 code for a protein of 182 amino acids. Lineage: Eukaryota; Viridiplantae; Streptophyta; Magnoliopsida; Solanales; Convolvulaceae. The transcript has 3 exons.
AUGGUGAAGCCCACUACAGUUCGUUUGCUGCUUGCAUUGGCUGUGUCUCGUGGAUGGGCUGUGCGUCAGUUGGAUGUGCACAACUCCUUCCUCAAUGGGCGUUUGACCAAGACAGUAUACAUGCGGCAGCCACCCGGUGCUCCGCGGAUUUUCUUGGGAAUUGAGACUUUGGAUGUUGAUGGCGCGAUGGUGUUGUCGCAUCACCAUUAUAUGACUGAUAUUCUGCGUCGUGCAGGGAUGGAGGACUUUAAGCCUAUCCUUACUCAUGUUACUACUUCACGGUUGUGUCAGUUCAUGAAUGCUCCGACGACUGCUCAGUGGGUUGAUCUGAAGCGUGUGCUCCGUUAUGUGAAGGGCACUUUGGCUCUUCGGCUUCGUAUUUCCAAGUCCAAUUCUUUGGAUGUUCAUGUCUUUUCGGACUCAGAUUGGGCUGGCUAUCCUGUUGACAGGAAGUCUACGAGUGGCUUUGAUAUUUAUCUAGGUGGUAAUUUGGUUUCUUGGGCCUGGUGGAAGCAGAAGACUGUGGCGCGUUCAUCCACGGAGGCUUAG